AUGACCUCCGACCGACCCCCAACCGCCAAACACGCCUCCCUCUCCUUCCCCCUCCCGCACAUCCUCCUUGUCACCCUCAACCGGCCCCGCGAGCUCAACUGCAUCAACUCCCAGGGCCACGCCGAACUCGACGCCAUAUGGCGCUGGAUGGACGAGAAUCCCGCGUUGCGAGUCGGCGUUUUGACCGGAGCAGGGAAGGCGUUCUGUGCUGGUGCUGAUCUAAAAGAAUGGCUCUCCACCACCACCACCACCACCACCAAUACCACCCCCCAAACUCAUAAACCUAAAGACACCCCAACAACCCCACCCACGGGCUUCGGAGGCCUCUCGCGCCGCACGGGCAAGAAACCCAUCAUCCUGGCCGUCAAUGGCCUAUGCCUCGGAGGCGGCAGCGAGAUGGCUGUCAACGCAGACCUGGUGAUCGCGUCGGAGCGGGCAUAUUUCGGGUUCCCUGAGGUAGCGCGCGGGGUGGUGGCGUGGGCGGGGGCGCUGCCGCGGCUGGUGCGGACGGUGGGGCGGCAGCGGGCGCUGGAGAUGGUAUUGACGGGGCGGAAGGUCAGCGCGGCUGAGGCGCUGCGGUGGGGUCUGGUGAAUGAGGUGGUGCCCAUGGAUGCCGAGGGGGAGCCGGAGCGGGAUGUGGUGCACCGCGCGCUGGAGGUCGCUGGACGCAUUGCGGCCAAUAGUCCCGAUGCAGUGAUGGUCAGUCGUGCCGGAGUGAAUCUCGGCUGGGAGGGGACCGGGGCCGACGAGGCGACGGUCAAGCUGAUGGAGGAUUGGAUGGACAAGCUGAAUGCGGGCGAGAAUAUCAAGGAGGGUUUGAGGGCAUUUGUGGAAAAGCGACAUCCCAAGUGGUUGGACAGUAAGUUGUAG
Messenger RNA from Aspergillus saccharolyticus JOP 1030-1, 870 nucleotides. RefSeq names its product enoyl-CoA hydratase/isomerase family protein. The record is from RefSeq and is a predicted model, not a curated record. Gene Ontology annotation, biological process: fatty acid beta-oxidation. Gene Ontology annotation, molecular function: enoyl-CoA hydratase activity. The transcript is spliced from 2 exons. The coding region runs from base 1 to 870 and encodes 289 amino acids. NCBI's taxonomy places the organism in Eukaryota, Fungi, Ascomycota, Eurotiomycetes, Eurotiales, Aspergillaceae. Gene Ontology annotation, cellular component: mitochondrion.